Molecule: messenger RNA, 1005 nt
Organism: Wallemia ichthyophaga EXF-994
Lineage: Eukaryota; Fungi; Basidiomycota; Wallemiomycetes; Wallemiales; Wallemiaceae
Product: DNA repair protein RAD51
Exons: 4
Coding region: 1-1005 (334 amino acids)
Biological process (GO): DNA recombinase assembly; chromosome organization involved in meiotic cell cycle; mitotic recombination
Cellular component (GO): condensed nuclear chromosome
Molecular function (GO): ATP binding; single-stranded DNA binding; double-stranded DNA binding
Source: RefSeq, a predicted model, not a curated record
AUGUCACAAGAAUUUGAUCAAGUUGAAAUUGCAACGGGUCCUUCACUUAUCUCAAAGCUUCAAGAAUGUGGUAUAUCUGCAACUGAUUGCCAGAAACUUGAAUUGGCUGGCUAUCACACUAUUGAAUCUGUUGCUUUCACUCCAAAGAAGCACUUGAUGACAGUCAAAGGAAUUUCUGACGCUAAAGCUGACGUCAUUCUUCAAGAAUCUUCCAAGUUCGUUUCAAUGGGGUUCACUACUGCUACUGAGGUUCACGCUCGUCGCGCUGACUUGAUUAGCGUUACAACUGGUAGCAGAAACCUUGAUACUAUUCUUGGCGGUGGUAUCGAAACUGGAGCUAUUACCGAACUAUUUGGUGAAUUUAGAACUGGCAAAUCUCAAAUAUGCCACCAAUUAGCCGUCACUUGUCAACUUCCUAUUAGUAUGGGCGGUGCAGAAGGCAAAUGUCUUUAUAUCGAUACUGAAGGUACUUUCCGUCCUGUCAGAAUUCUCGCCGUUGCUGAAAGAUACGGUCUUAAUGGUCAAGACGUCUUGGAUAAUGUCGCAUACGCACGCGCUUAUAACGCUGAUCAUCAACAACAACUGUUAAUCCACGCUAGCGCUAUGAUGGCUGAAUCAAAAUUUGCAUUACUUAUUAUCGAUAGUGCAAUGAACUUAUACAGAACAGAUUUCUCUGGAAGAGGUGAAUUGUCCGCUAGACAGAUGCAUCUCGCCAAAUUUCUGCGAAAUCUCAUGAGACUUGCAGAUGAGUAUGGUAUAGCUGUCGUGAUAACCAAUCAAGUUGUAGCCCAGGUCGAUGGUGCAAACCCAUACAACCCAGAUCCAAAAAAACCUAUCGGGGGUAACAUACUUGCACACGCCUCAACCACUAGAUUAUUCUUGAAGAAAGGCAGAGCAACAACAAGAGUUGCCAAGAUAUAUGAUUCACCUUGUUUACCAGAGUCUGAUGCGACUUAUAACAUUGGUGCAGAUGGAAUAGGUGACCCUAUCGACGAGGAGGCUUGA